This is a messenger RNA of Capronia epimyces CBS 606.96, 1428 nucleotides long. RefSeq lists its product as uncharacterized. Gene Ontology annotation, biological process: DNA-templated transcription. The record is from RefSeq and is a predicted model, not a curated record. Gene Ontology annotation, molecular function: DNA binding; zinc ion binding. Lineage: Eukaryota; Fungi; Ascomycota; Eurotiomycetes; Chaetothyriales; Herpotrichiellaceae. Bases 1 to 1428 code for a protein of 475 amino acids. The transcript has a single exon.
AUGGAAUCCAACGUUAGCUCUCUCCUUGAGAUUGCGCCACUGAGUGAAAUCCAGACACUGAUCUGUCAUUUCGCCGAGUUCAAUCACCUCUACUAUCCCGUGGUCGAUUUACCUGAGAUGAUGGCUUUUCUUCGCAACCUACGGCACCACGACAGCAUUCCCGUCGGCUCCGCGGCCCUGAUUGCCGCCAUGUGCUACCAAGCAGCCUCCUCUCUGAGCUGCUCGAGCGAACAGGAUCCGAGGUCAGGGCCUUGGAGUAUUCAGUCAUCGGCUUGGAAAGCCCUGUCACACCAGCUCUUGUUUGCUUCGAGAUAUCCACUUCGACCGAACCUGAACACUGUCCGAGCUGCGAUUCUCCUGGCCGUCUCCAGCAUAGCCGAAUGGGCUCCGGAUCCGGACCCGACUCCGAUUGCGGUGCUCGUGCGUGCCGGUCAGGCUCUUGGGCUACACCGCGACCCCGAAUGGUUCCAAUGUAGCGCUCGAGAGGCCGACUUCCGCCGGCGAAUAUGGUGGUCGAUACAUGGCAUCGAUCUGACGUAUUCCAUGGCUCACGGCGUUCCACCGUUGAUCCACUCGAGGGGGUACGACGUUAAGACUCAAACUGGCCAUGAUCAUGAUCAUGACGGUGACUGUAAAUCCCUAUCCGGAUCCGAAUUUGAAGCCCUCGAAGCGAGGAAGCCGGGCAACACUAUCGACCUCCACCUGAUGUGGUCCCGGAUCGUCGAGACCAUUUACAGCACCCAGAAGCCAACCAAGGAGAUAUUUGAGAAGCUUGAGGCCGAAAUGACCGAGUGCUGUGCCGCAAUACUGGACAAGUCUGACUCUCGCCGCCCGCUCCGUGAGCCAAGUCCACGUGACGAAUUCAUCGCGGCGUGCGAGAGGAUGUGCUGUCAUCGAAGCGUCUUGAUUCUGCAUCAACCGUAUCUGCGAUCUCGACUCUGGCCACAGACUUCCCGGGCCAAGACACUGGAGGCCUGCAAAGGCUACAUCAGGGAGUACACGGCCACUCUUACCAAGCCGACCCUGAGCGCCUAUCGAUGGAUCCUGCGUCAUUACAGCGUUUUCCACAUGUGUGCCAUCAUCCUACAGGACCUCUUUCAAACCCCUCACAGCAACGAAUCUGCCGAACUUUUAGAGUUGAUAGAGCGCACCUUUGCCCAGUUCUCCACAUAUCCAGACACAGACCCGAAAUGGAAGAAGCUCGAGGCUUUGCGGGUGAAGGCGUGGGUCGCCAACGGAUGGGUGCCUGCGGCUGAGAAUAAGAAGCCCGACAACGUGGAUGCGGGCGGAGGGGGCUUGGAUUUGGCGUUGGGUUUGGAUUUGGGUUUGGAUUCAAAUGCCAGUCUGCUAGAGCCGGAGUGGGAGUGGGAUUGGGACCCUCUGCUUGCCUCGUUCGUCUGGGACGACUCUAGCAAACAAGCAGCAUAG